Molecule: messenger RNA, 507 nt
Organism: Aspergillus homomorphus CBS 101889
Lineage: Eukaryota; Fungi; Ascomycota; Eurotiomycetes; Eurotiales; Aspergillaceae
Product: TRAPP subunit BET5
Exons: 5
Coding region: 1-507 (168 amino acids)
Biological process (GO): endoplasmic reticulum to Golgi vesicle-mediated transport
Cellular component (GO): TRAPP complex
Source: RefSeq, a predicted model, not a curated record
AUGGUGGUGUAUUCCUUCUACAUCUUCGACCGUCACGCGGAAUGUAUAUACAAACGACGGUGGCUCCCUCGCCCAGCCUCGAUUCCAGGUAGUAAAUCCUCCCGACCUACCUCGGAAGCUUCAGCCCAGGCCACCAGUGCCCCCGCGCUUCUUGGACAAUCCGCGCGGACAACCGAUGACGAUGCGAAGCUGAUCUUCGGUACGGUAUUUUCGCUACGUAAUAUGGUGCGCAAACUUGGGGGGGAAGAUGACAACUUCGUUACCUAUAAGACGAGCCAAUAUAAGCUGCACUAUUACGAAACGCCCACCAAUAUCAAAUUCGUCAUGCUCACAGAUAUCAAGAGUCCCAGUAUGCGCAUUGCCCUACAGCAAAUCUAUAUCAAUCUUUACGUUGAAUACGUGGUCAAAAAUCCGUUGUCGCCUGUUGAACAUCCCGGUGGUGUGGGUGUCAAUAACGAGCUUUUUGAGGAGUCUCUGGAGCAGUUUGUGACGCGAGUCUUGUCGUGA